Vicia villosa (hairy vetch) is the source of this 708-nucleotide messenger RNA. RefSeq lists its product as uncharacterized. NCBI's taxonomy places the organism in Eukaryota, Viridiplantae, Streptophyta, Magnoliopsida, Fabales, Fabaceae. The transcript has a single exon. The record is from RefSeq and is a predicted model, not a curated record. Bases 1 to 708 code for a protein of 235 amino acids.
AUGAUUCAGUUGGGACAGUUAGGUGGAUUAAUUACUGGUCAUAAUAAAACAGUGUUCACUGAGAAUUAUGGCAACAUCUUGACUCUUUUGUACUCACAUGUCGACGAAUGGGCUUUAUCUACUCUUCUCCAGUUCUAUGAUCCCGACUUGCGUUGUUUCACCUUCUCAGGCUAUCAGUUGGCUCCCACUCUCGAGGAGUACUCUCAUUUUCUCAAUAUCAAGGUUCAACGCAAGGUUCCUUUUGUUUGUGUCCCAGAGGAGCCUGAUUUGGAUUACAUUGCCAACGCUCUUUAUUUGAGCAUAGGAGACGUUCAUGAAAAUUGGAAGAAGAAUGGUAACACUCAUGGUUUCUAUAUGAGUUUCUUGAUUGAAAAGGCCCAAGAGUUGGCUAACAAAAAGAUGUGGGAAGCUUUCAACGCCCUUCUGGCCGUUCUGAUUUAUGGGAUCGUGAUGUUCCCUAACAUUCACAAGUUCGUUGAUUUGGCCGCUAUAUGUCUUUUUGUGGAUAAGAAUCCGGUCCCUACUCUGCUAGUCGAUAUGUACUAUUCCAUUCACUCUCGAUAUGGUAAAGGAGGAGCCAUACGAAAUUGUUUGUCGUUGUUAUACACCUGGUUUAAGUCCCACUUACCUGCAAGUGGUCCUUUCGUUACUUCCACUCAAAAGUGGUCUCAAAGGAUCAUGGGGCUUACUGCAAACGACAUUGUCUGA